Physcomitrium patens is the source of this 2849-nucleotide messenger RNA. RefSeq lists its product as uncharacterized. The record is from RefSeq and is a predicted model, not a curated record. NCBI's taxonomy places the organism in Eukaryota, Viridiplantae, Streptophyta, Bryopsida, Funariales, Funariaceae.
UGGGAGCCGGCGGGAUCGGUUCCACGAUGCACUUGAUGGCCCCAUGAUGGAGAAAGAUUAAAUUUGGGGACUGUUCAGCCUCGGACAAACAAUGUAGCUUGAGGAGAGGGGAGUGCGGUGAUCGAUGUUGUUGUGCCGUGUGAGUACCCUCAUUGCUCGCAGCAGCAUCAUCAGGUUGUACUGCUCGAAGCGAACGUUUAUUGAAUGGCCACCACAAUUGAUCUGUGAUGUGUGGGUGGACGGUUGCAAUAAACUCUUUUAGCAGCGCUAGAUGGCGUUUUCUUAGGCCAAGCUGAGAGUCAUAAGCGAGUCAGUUUUUGGGUGACCAUCACUGCUUAUCGAUUCGUGAGAAGCAUUCCACUUGGAAUUGCGGAUGGUUAGUCAAGGAUAGUGAAUUGGAUGAUGUAGAUGAUUUUUACCCACACAUGGGCUGCUGCUCGGUCUGCAGUUCGGUCCUAUGCAGCAUCAGGAUGAUGCUUUUGCUUCUGCCAGGACUUCACCGGGUCAUAACGAGUCCGGAGAGGUACAACCGAGGGUUAGAUGUUGGUGAGCAUGGUUGGGCGAGUUGACACCCUUGUCCUCAAUUCAUCCGUCGUUUUCGCAAUCUGCUGUUCCUAGUUCUGCAUGCAAGCUUCCGUUUCGAGAGUGUGAGUGACAACUGUUCUAGAUCCCUAAAGGAUCAGAUAUUCGGGAACUCAAGGGUGCUGUUGCAAUUUUCGAAAGAUGUGGAUGGGGUACAACCACGCGCUAGUGCGAGGAGCGACAAGCAAACCGAUGAGGGGAAGCGGAGCUCUUGCAGUCACUGUUCGUAUUAGAAUUGAGGAUUUUAGCAACAGAAGGUCUUGUGGAUCUAAGUCCCUGCGUUUGGCGAUGGAAGUUGGUCUCAUCAGCUGAAAUCCUUUGUAGUCGCUAAACGGCCGAGUUUAGUGUCUGGCGGAAUUGACCAUUCUGCAGCACUCCAAGGUCUUUCAGCUGAUAUGAAACAAUUGACAAAUGAGGUAUGCAAAUACUGUGGGUUGCGAGACAAGUUCACAAGACAUUUGAUUCAGGAUAUAUAACCCCAUGCAUAGAUUAUCCAAGCGUCACUUAGCAGGGAUAUUUCAGUUUUAGAACAGAAUUUGCUAAUUGGGCGAAGCUCUUCAAGUUGAUAGUUUCAUGAAUUUCCACUCAUUACUGGAGUCUGCGCCAGUUUUUCGAAGUAUCAAUUAGAGUGGUCAAAAUGGCGGCGUUGAUGGUUGAGACGCCCAUAGCCUUCGGGCUUACGAUGGCGGUGUGUUUGGCUUUAUUCUUCUAUUGUUGGCGCAUUCGGAAGUUUCGUAAUCGGCUCACCUCCGUCCAAGUCGCAGCCACGCCUAAUGAAGUGAAUUCAGGGUUGCAGAUUGGAAUCAAGCAGGAUGUGAUCAAAACCUUCCCAACUGUGAUGACUAAGGAGCUGAAAAUUGACAUCAAGGAUGGGCUUCAGUGCCCGAUAUGUCUGGUCGAGUACGAGGAGGCGGAAGUGCUGCGAAAACUUCCACUCUGCGGCCAUGUUUUCCACAUACGUUGCGUCGACUCCUGGCUAGAAAAGCAAGUCACUUGUCCUGUUUGCCGCAUUGUUCUCGCGGGAGUUUCCAAGUUAUCACUUCGAACUAACCGCCAGCAAAACUAUCUUAAUCACUACAGAUUUCCCUCCAGCCCCCGCUCUGUAACCGUAGAGGUGGCUGGCAACAUACCCGCAUGGGUUCUUGUCAAUCGACCUCUGCCCUUGCCACCAGCCAUUCCUGAGCGCCCCUCGGUGGACAGCGUCACCUCUCUAGAAUCCAGCCCCUUGGACAUUGAUGUGCAGCCUUCAGCCAAUUUCGGCAUGACCGGCGAGUCUCCACUCCUCAUUCCUCACGAUGCAGGAUGGGGAGCUAUCUACCUGCAGAGGAGUCAUGGCGCACUGAGCUUUAAGGCGCGAACAGGCGCAGACAUCGCAAUCGAAACCAAAGAGUGCGUCGAUCAUUCUUCCAUAAGCGAGAGGUGGAUGACAGAGUCGUUCUCUUUUGGCAUCUCCACCUGCGAGGACGUGUCUUCGACAAGAUCUAGCCAUAAUGUGUGGCAAGCUGACUCGACUACACGCCAUUCUUCGUGGAGCUCACACUCCCACAACUCAUUGUGUGAUAUCUACCAACCCACGAUGAAGAAUUGGGAGUCGGAGGAAGUGUUUGAGUCGCUAGCCACCCAUCACCAGCCCUUGACGAUGUCCCCAGAGCGCUGCUCCUUUGAGUUUCUGCCCAUCAUCACAGGCACUGAAGGUGACUGCAUUUUGAAGCACAAUUCUUAUGCGCCGAAACCAGAAAGAACUGAGAUCGGUUCAAGCCCUCACUCUUACUCCCAGCUCUGAAUUUUUCCUCCCGAAUUCUGGAGAACCAUCUCUUCACCACAUUAGUGCACUCCGCAAAUUUCUUCAUGGUCAUGACUGUUGGAAGCAUUCAUUUUUCGGGAGGGCGGAGUGCACCGCUGGUUUUACGUGUCUCGCAACGAAGGUUUAGAAGGGGACUGUCGGAGAAGAUUGGUUUGCUCGAAAAGAGUUGCUCCGUUGAAGAAGCACUUUUACGGGACGGAAUCCCAAACCGAAAAUAAGGUUCAAAUUUUAGGCAGAGUAGAUGGUAACAAACUGUACAUUCACACUGUGGCUUAAGGAAUCACCGCCGGAAUGUAGUAAUCUUGUAAAUAAUCACCCAGCCGUGAUCUUAGAGGCAGUAAAGUGAACAUAAACAUGCGAGUUUACUGACACAAGAAAACUUUGUUCACAAUGCGAUUCACAAUACAAAGUGAAGGAAACGCACUGGGUUCCAGUAAUACCAACUCAACUCCAAUCUCAUGAA